UCUUUCCUUAGAUUCAAGGAAAGAGGUGACACAUUGAAUGAAAAACGCAAAAGCUAUCGAAUAUUAAGUCAAUCUUCUGGCACAGAUAUGCGAUUCUGUGGUAUUUACAAACAUAAAAGUUCUGGUUCUUCACUUUCUAGUAAAAAGAAGACAUUAAAGGAAUAUAGUGUAGUGAUUCAAAAAGAAACUUUGGGGAGUUCUUCAAAAACUUUGGAUUGCUGCCCAGUUGAGUCUCGUUCCAGUAAAGCACCAGAAGACAAUCUUGCCCAAGAUUGCCUUAAUUAUGUUGAAGAACAAGUAAAUUUAAUUGAGUGCCAAGAAUCUUUCAUUCACGAAGAACUGGAAGAAACUAAAACUGCAACAUCAAAUUGGACUCGAAGAAUCAAUGAGAUUCAUAAAGACUGGGCUUCUGCCAAACACAAUUUUCUUGAAGCCUUCGUUUCAUCACAAUCAUUUGCAACAUCUUGGUGUGCUGACUGCCCAGCUCCACUUUCACAGCACUACAUUUCCUGUGGCAAUUGUAGGAAAAAAAGAUGUGAGAAAUGUGAUGAAGCUUUUCACAAAUCUAAUCCUUUUCAUCUGCGAACACUCUACAAAGAAGAAACGUCAAAGACUCUCCUACCUGAAGAAUCUGUUUUGUCAGGCCAAAUUAUUGUUUGUGAUGUUCCAGUUCCAUGUUUUCCAGUAUCGUUCAGAUGUCAAACAUGUGAGUGUUUGACAGCUUUUUCAUUAACAGCUGGGAAAAGGAGAAUAGUUAUCAUAACUGAAAGUGGGAGAUUUGAUCUUCAUACCUACAUAUUCCUGUGUGCCAUAUGUGGCGAAAAAAAGGAUGCCAACGAAGCGGAUUACGUCGUGUCUGGCUGGUGGCCAACAUUGGCAAAAAAUCGCUCUCACUUUUUUCUCCAGUGAAUUACUUCAAAUGUGGCGCCAUUUGAAACACCAAGCUCCCGGCACAUCGGAGAGAAAGUUUGUUGAAACCCUCUCUGAAAUUUCCAAGACGUCUAAUAGAUGCGCAACAAUUGAUAGGAAAUUGUUUGGCCUGGCAAGCCGCCAAUAUGACCAUCUUCUCUACCUUCUUAAUACGGAAAUAAAUGGAAGGGAACUAUUCAAAUGCCUGGCAUGUGGAACACGUCCAUUAGCUAUUCAUGUGGAUGGAAACAUGAAGCUGUAUCGCUGGCUGUCUGCGCUUGGCGUGGAUGUCCCCUCCCUCUUCGCAGAUGCUGGUAUUGUUGACACAAUAAAGUUUUUGAAUUUUGUUGCCAAAAUUAAUGCGGCAAAAAAUUCCGUGUGGGUCAAGCAGUAAGGAUUCAUGUGGCUCCGCUAAGUACAAAGCAGGAAAAGAAGAUUCAAGUCACAAGAAGGCACUAGCUGAAACUGGGAUUGUAUUUUGCAGUUGCCGUCACGGUGUUUUGUGGAGAGCUUUUGAUAUGGACAAGGGAGAAUCCUAGAGGCAUAUCCUCUAUCUGCAUGAUUU
This is a messenger RNA of Daphnia carinata, 1474 nucleotides long. RefSeq lists its product as uncharacterized. Lineage: Eukaryota; Metazoa; Arthropoda; Branchiopoda; Diplostraca; Daphniidae. The record is from RefSeq and is a predicted model, not a curated record. The coding region runs from base 830 to 1303 and encodes 157 amino acids. The transcript is spliced from 6 exons.